AUGGGUACUGGAAAAACAAUUAUAUUAGUUGAUGGCGAAGCACCACCACGAUUUAUACCAUCCACACGUUUUACAUUAGCUUUAUUGGUCUUUUUUGCUUUUAUUAUACAAUAUUCUCAACGUGUAAAUUUACCAAUUGCAAUUAUAUGCAUGGUUAGUCGUACAGAAUCAACUGAAAAUCCAUUAAAUACAACAAAAAUGAUAAGUACUAAUAUUGUAAAUGAUUUAAAUAGAAAUUUUAUUGAUGUACCAACAACAACAAAACCAAUCUUAACAACUAUACAAAAAAGAGGAUUUCUUAAAGAUAAACAGUUCAAUUGGAGUGAACUAAAACAACAAGCCCUUUUAGGAGGCUAUUGGUCGGGAUAUAUUUUUACACAAGUACCGGGUGGAUGGUUAGCAACAAGUAUAGGACCAAAAUGGGUUUAUGCUUGUUCACUAAGUACAAGUUCUGUUGCUACUCUUGCUCUAACAAUAAUGUAUUUCAUGUCAAGUACACACUUUAUUCUAAUGUUUAUUCUUCGUUUUAUUAUUGGUGUAGCGCAUGGUGUUCUUUUUCCAGCAACAAUAGCACUUUGGUCAGUUUGGGCCGUAGCACAAGAACGAAGUACACUUGUAUCAAUUGGUUUUUGUGGUACACAAUUUGGAACAUCAUUAACAAUGCUUCUCGGUGGUCUUUCAUGUCGUUAUUUAUAUUCAGGUUGGAUGUAUUUAUUUUUGCUAACAAGUAUUCUUGGUUUUAUUUGGCUUGCAUUAUGGGUAACACUUACAGCUAAUUCACCAAGACAUACAGGUAAAAAACGUGCAAUAUCAUUAGCGUCCAUACCAUGGAAAAAUAUAGCUACAUCAAAACCAGUAGUUGCAUUAAUCAUUACUCAUAUGUCAAAUUUAUUUGGUUUAUUUUUCUUUUUAACAAAUCUUAGUAAAAUUAUAACAGAACUUUAUGGUGUACCAUCACAAUAUACUGGUUUUAUAUUAGCAUUUGGAUUUUUUCUUACACUUGUAACUAGUUUAACAUCAGGUAUACUCGCUGAUGCACUUGUUCGAUCUAAAGUUAUGACAUUAACUACUGCUAGAAAAUUAUUCAAUUCUAUAACAUCAUUUGUACCUGUUCUAUGUAUGAUAUCACUUUGUUUUUGUGAUGCAUCAAGACAAGUAUUAGGCGUUAUUACAAUACUUAUCUUGCUUGCUGUUUCUGGUCUUGGUUAUGGAAGUGCUUAUACUGUAAAUUUUGCUGAUAUUGUUCCAGCAUAUUCAGGUGUUGUUUUUGGUAUUGCUAAUACAUUUGCAUCAUUAGCUGGUUUUAUUGGAAAUCUUGUUGCUGGUAUUGUUGUUAAACAACCAAUAUUAGAACAAUGGAGAAAAUUAUUUAUUAUGUUUGGUAUUGUUUAUUUUAUUGGUGGUCUGGUAUUUUUAUUAUUUGGUUCAGCUAUACCACGUAAAUGGGCUACAUUUCAAACAAAUACAGUUAAACAAACUAAAGCCAAUGAUGAAGAAAUGAUGCCAAUGAAUGAAAAUGAAUAA
Molecule: messenger RNA, 1524 nt
Organism: Rotaria sordida
Lineage: Eukaryota; Metazoa; Rotifera; Eurotatoria; Philodinida; Philodinidae
Source: the annotation of a GenBank genome assembly